UGGCCUGUUUUGAACCACUGCAGGACUGCAGCCAAUUCAAAAGACUGUGUUUGAACAUUUCAGCGGCAGUCAUUUUACAUUACACACUGUGACGACUGUCGAGCCAGGCACAUUCAGGCAGUAAUGGAAGACUACUUGAAAAUAGAGAAAAUUGGAGAAGGUACCUAUGGGGUUGUUUAUAAGGGCCGGCACAAGGCUACAGGGCAGGUUGUGGCCAUGAAGAAGAUCCGUUUGGAGAGUGAGGAGGAGGGGGUUCCCAGCACUGCUGUCAGAGAGGUCUCUCUGCUUCAAGAGCUCAAGCAUCCCAACGUUGUACGUCUCCUAGAUGUCCUGAUGCAGGAGUCUCGUCUCUAUCUCAUCUUUGAGUUCCUGUCCAUGGACCUGAAGAAGUACCUGGAUUCAAUACCCUCCGGCCAGUACAUGGACCCUAUGCUGGUCAAGAGCUACCUGUACCAGAUCUUGGAGGGAAUUUAUUUCUGUCACUGUCAUCGAGUCCUUCACCGGGACUUGAAACCCCAAAACCUACUGAUCGACAACAAGGGAGUUAUCAAACUGGCGGACUUUGGCCUGGCUCGUGCCUUUGGUGUUCCUGUAAGGGUCUACACCCAUGAGGUUGUAACUCUUUGGUACCGGGCCCCAGAGGUCCUCCUGGGUUCACCCCGUUAUUCAACCCCUGUUGACGUUUGGAGCACCGGAACCAUCUUUGCUGAACUUGCCACCAAGAAGCCUCUGUUCCACGGAGACUCGGAAAUAGACCAGCUCUUCAGGAUCUUCAGGACUCUGGGGACCCCAAACAAUGAUGUGUGGCCAGAAGUAGAGAGCCUACCAGACUACAAAAACACCUUCCCUAAAUGGAAGCCUGGUAACCUCUCAUCGAUGGUGAAAACUCUGGAUAAGAAUGGUCUUGAACUUCUGGCGAAAAUGUUGAUCUACAAUCCUCCUCAGAGGAUCUCAGCACGGGAGGCCAUGACUCACCCAUACUUUGAUGACUUGGACAAAUCCACCCUGCCUGCUGCCAGCAUCAACAAAGCCUGAAGCACAUACAACUACAUUCAUACUCAUUGUGAAUUAUCAUUCUGUAAAUACUUCUGUGUGGAAAAUUCGUGUAGACCUUUUAGUAAAGUUUUGUCUGCCAGUAAUGUCUGUUCAAUUAAACUGCACUUUCUGUGAUUCCUCUAACUUUACACUUCAUGCAUAACAUUUGCCCAAAAAUAAAGGGCAUGACAUAGUAGAAAUGUAUCUAUUUCUGACAUGUUUUUUUCAAAAGGAAUUUUUUUGUUCUGUGUCUCUGUUAAUCACUCAUUUAUCUCUUAUUUGUCAAAUAUGUAAAAGAAAACCACAGCAAUAUUUAUACAUCUAAAUCGGUCUUGUGUUCUUGUAAAACGUUUUCUACUGCUUGAUGAUGCGUCCUACUCUCUGGUUAUUCUUAUUUCCAUGAUAAAGCUCUCUGGAAUUUUU
Messenger RNA from Pleuronectes platessa (European plaice), 1458 nucleotides. It is a transcript of the gene cdk1, whose product is annotated as cyclin-dependent kinase 1. The coding region runs from base 124 to 1035 and encodes 303 amino acids. Gene Ontology annotation, molecular function: ATP binding; cyclin-dependent protein serine/threonine kinase activity; RNA polymerase II CTD heptapeptide repeat kinase activity. NCBI's taxonomy places the organism in Eukaryota, Metazoa, Chordata, Actinopteri, Pleuronectiformes, Pleuronectidae. Gene Ontology annotation, biological process: G2/M transition of mitotic cell cycle; protein phosphorylation; mitotic G2 DNA damage checkpoint signaling. The transcript has 8 exons. Gene Ontology annotation, cellular component: nucleus. The record is from RefSeq and is a predicted model, not a curated record.